Molecule: messenger RNA, 429 nt
Organism: Malurus melanocephalus (red-backed fairy wren)
Lineage: Eukaryota; Metazoa; Chordata; Aves; Passeriformes; Maluridae
Product: dickkopf-related protein 3-like
Exons: 3
Biological process (GO): multicellular organism development; negative regulation of canonical Wnt signaling pathway
Cellular component (GO): extracellular region
Molecular function (GO): receptor antagonist activity; co-receptor binding
Source: RefSeq, a predicted model, not a curated record
GUGACCCCGUGCAGCCCGGCCACCCCCUGCGCCCACGGGCAUUUCUGCGACGAGCACUUCGGGCUGUGCCUGCCCACGCGKCCCGCGGGGCAAUACUGCCGCCACGACCCGCACUGCGCCCGCGGCCUCAUCUGCAUGUUCGGCAAGUGCCAGCAGCCCGCGGCCCCCGGGCACGACGGAGCRCGGUGCCAGCGGGACGAGGAGUGCGGACCCGGCGGCUGCUGCGCCCGGCAGCACGGGGAACGCGUGUGCCAGCGGCGACUGGARCUGGCCCAGAGUUGCCACGUCCCCCCCGGCGGGCUGGCCUUCAGCAUCAACCAGGUGUGCCCAUGCCAGGCCGGGCUGGUGUGCCGGCCCUCCGCUCCCGCCAGAGAGCAGGCGUUCGACUACCGGCCGGAGAAGAGCGAGUGGAGGUGCCGGCAGCCCUGA